Molecule: messenger RNA, 504 nt
Organism: Aspergillus nidulans FGSC A4
Lineage: Eukaryota; Fungi; Ascomycota; Eurotiomycetes; Eurotiales; Aspergillaceae
Exons: 2
Coding region: 1-504 (167 amino acids)
Source: RefSeq, a predicted model, not a curated record
AUGAACCCUAAACAGAAGACAGCAAUUAUCGUCGUCGCGCUUGUCCUGGUUCCCAUUAUUCUGGUCUGCUGUGCAUUCGCCCUAGCCCUUGGCUGCGCCGAGUUUUGGAGCUCUGGUCGCUUCACUCUCAUCAAACCUUGGAUUAGACGGCAACUGGCUACUGUGCGAAAACAACUCAAGCCACCUCGAGCCCCCCAUACUUUGCGCUGCAUCAUAGCUGAGACCGACAGUCAUACCCUGAACCAACGAUUAACACUUGUGUCGAAUAUCAACCUCAUGAGAAAUAACCGCGUGCUUCGCCUUACUCCUUUGCCUUCGGACGGUCUCAUGGAUGCUUUCUAUCGCUUACCUCGCAGUACGACCAUGGACAAAUAUCGGAUCGAGUUGGACAAAACCAGUGACCCUAUGACGCUAACUACUGAGCUUGCGCCUACUGUUGCGAUGCACUCCCGUAAAACACUUUUGCAGCUAGGCUACAGAGGGCUGCCUAAAUCGUGUAUGUAG